UGCAUGUCGAGAAGCGCCUUUUCUUUGAAUUCUAUUGAGGAACAAGUGACGAGACUCGCUACACAGGGAGGGAACCAAGAAGAAGAUGAACUUAUUGACGUCCCAACGCGCCAGGUGCCUAGAGUGUCGAGGCAACGAGGGAAUUUAAAUAGAUUGAACUCAUCCUGGAACGAAUCUCGAAGUUCCAACCUUGAGGAAAUUUCUGACGGUUUUGGUCUUUCAAAUGUUCCUUCGGUAGUUAGAUAUGCGAGUUUUCCAAGUAACUUGGAGACAGAACGAAGACAGUCAACAGAGAAUCCCAGCUCUGUUUUGGACGAAAUAUUUCGUUGCUUUAUAUGUUUUGGCAGAUUAGAGAAUCCCAGACUUUGUCCUUGCUGUGGAAAGAUGUGCUGUCUCUCUUGCAUUAGACGUUGGCUGGCCCAGCAUAACGAAUGCCCACAUUGCAGAAGUUUGCUUUCUUUCGAACGUCUAGUUUCUUGUCGGUUUGUAGAAGAAAUUGCUGGAGAAUUGGAACGCUUUCAAUUUCGCCCUGGUGUUGAUAGUCGUCGCGAAAUGAUCUGCCAGAAGCACGAGCUAGAGCUCAAAUAUUUUGAUAUCACCUGUAAUCUCUGUAUCUGUGCUGAAUGUGCAAUGUUCACUGAAGAGCACAGAUUGCACAAGUUUGAUAAGUUGGACUCUGUUUAUUCAAAGCGUGCCGAACGAAUUCGGACAGAGAGUGAUGGACUAAAAAGUCGAGCGGAGAACUUGCGAAAGAUUGUAGACAAAUUUGAAAGUGAGAUUCAGAAGCUGAAUAGUGUUCGAGAACAAAGAAUGGAAGAACUAUUCGAUGUGUUUGAACAAUUCAAGACUAGAAUCGACAAACAGAUCAGUGUCAAAAUGACUUCUCUUGUUAAUAAGAAGAAUGCUUUGGAAGAGGAAAUAUAUCUUUUGGAGUCCAUGUACCAAGAAGUGGAGCGACAACUAAACAGAACACCUAAACCGAUACUAAUUUCAAAAGCAGAAGAAUUGGCUGCUGCUCUUAGUGAAGUUCAUAGACGCCCGGUAGAACAAUUUUCUAUUUCAACGGUGGACGACUCAGAUGUCGUUUCAGAGGUGGUUCCUCCAUUUAUGAAGGGAAUUCUAAAAAUUGAGAACUAUGCCAAUAUCGUACAUUCAAAGUCUGCGGAAGUUAUUCUCUCUCAACCACUAACAAUGAAUGGUCUUGUUUGGAGGUUAAAGGUUUAUCCACUCGGUAAUGGUGAUGCAAGGGGUAUGAAUCAUGAUGAGUUUCAUUUUUGUUGAAUUGAAUAAUAUGAAAACAGGAACCUUCCUAUCCGUUUUUCUUGAACUUGUAAGUGGUCCUAUAGAACCUGCUAAAUACGAUUACAAGGUGGAGCUUGUAAAGCCUUCCAGUACUGGAGAAUCUCUUGUCACACCACCUUCAUCAGUAUGUCGUGUAUUUACGUCCAUCUUUGAAGAAGGUGAAUGCUGGGGUUAUAACCGAUUUUGUAAAAUAGAAACCGUUUUGCAAGGAUUUCUCGACGAACAAGGAGGAAUAACGUUUGAAUUCUUUGUCCGCCCACCUACCUAUUACCAACUAUGUGCUGAGCAACAACGAUAUAUCAGGAAGCUUGAGGAAAGUUUGCAUACUAAGCAAUCAGAAUCAGCAGCUUUUUGCGCACCUCUACUUGAGAAAGAUAUGACUACAGCUGGACAACUUGAAACCUCGUCAGAACAGCCCGUUACCGAUAACACAGUUGACGAAUAAAAUGUUAGCAUUAUGA
Galdieria sulphuraria is the source of this 1763-nucleotide messenger RNA. RefSeq lists its product as hypothetical. Gene Ontology annotation, molecular function: ubiquitin protein ligase activity; tumor necrosis factor receptor binding; ubiquitin protein ligase binding. The record is from RefSeq and is a predicted model, not a curated record. Gene Ontology annotation, cellular component: aggresome; peroxisome. Gene Ontology annotation, biological process: protein autoubiquitination; negative regulation of centriole replication. The transcript has 9 exons. Bases 4 to 1281 code for a protein of 425 amino acids. Lineage: Eukaryota; Rhodophyta; Bangiophyceae; Galdieriales; Galdieriaceae.